AUGGGAUGCGAUAGCGCGCUCUCGGGUAUCGUAUUGCUAAAGGCGCCUCGACAGAAAACAGCUCAGCCCCAGGAAACACGGAUACCUGCCUUCGCUUCAUCCAGGCCAAUCUGCAUAGAUCUAAAGCAGCCACAGCCGAACUUCUUCAGGCAGCAUUGGACAAAAGAGUGUCGGUUGCCCUUGUGCAAAAACCAUAUGUGGGAAGAAAUGGCG
Molecule: messenger RNA, 213 nt
Organism: Iphiclides podalirius (scarce swallowtail)
Lineage: Eukaryota; Metazoa; Arthropoda; Insecta; Lepidoptera; Papilionidae
Source: the annotation of a GenBank genome assembly